UAGUGUCCAUUGUUUUUCUACAAUGUUAUUUUUCUGACUGCUGGUGGUGGACGAAAAAUUUAUCUCGCUGCGUCGAGUGUGGGUUUGUGCUAGUGUUCGUGUUCGAUACAGUGAUUUAUUUGUAAUAGAUCACGAAGAUGUCGUCACCGAGCGCUGGGAAACGUCGCAUGGACACAGACGUCAUAAAACUUAUUGAAAGUAAGCAUGAGGUCACUAUACUCGGAGGUCUGAAUGAGUUUUGUGUCAAAUUUUUCGGACCUCCCGGCACGCCAUACGAGGGUGGCGUGUGGAGGGUGAGAGUUCAUCUGCCGGAUCACUACCCCUUCAAAUCCCCUUCGAUCGGCUUCAUGAACAAAGUGUACCAUCCUAACAUUGACGAGGUCUCCGGAACCGUGUGCCUGGAUGUCAUCAACCAGGCUUGGACGGCGUUAUAUGAUCUAUCGAACAUAUUUGAGUCGUUCCUGCCACAGCUAUUGACGUAUCCGAAUCCCAUUGAUCCUCUCAAUGGGGACGCAGCUGCCAUGUAUCUGCACAAGCCCGAGGAGUACAAGAAAAAAGUAUCAGACUACGUUCGUCGUUUCGCUACUGAGGAGGCCCUUUUAGAGAAGGACGCCAUUACAGGUCUUGGGGCUUCAAAAACCCCCAGCGAUUCAGAAUCCUCGAUGUCUGAAUUUAGUGAUGAUGAGGCCCACGACAUGGAAUUAUAACGCAAUGACCCGUUGUGAGCCCGUGGAUGUCUUUGUACUUUGGUCUUUGACGUUGUUACAGAGUAUUGCCAUUGUAAAAAAAAAAUAACAUUUCUCGGUAUAUAUAAUCUCUGGUAUUAAUUAUACUCUCGGUAUUGGAAUAUGUAAAAUUAUCUUCAUUUAAUAUGAUAGUUAGUUUUGAUUUAUACAAGCGAUAUAUAAAUUGUCCUCGAUUGGAAUUUUUAUAUCGUGGUUAGUGUUACUGAAUAAUUUUUAAUGGCAAUCAAUUUUUUCUAGAUGUUUCUAUGUGUAGAUUCCGAUCAAACUGUCAAAGUUCUAAGUUAAACGACUCUCGUUCGUUGAUUGUGUGUUGAGGCAUCUCGCUCGGCUUAGAAGCGUCAAAUAAAAUUAUUUUACUACCUCAAUAUUUUUAUAACAUAAAUAAAAGUGAUUUUUCUCAAAGAAUAAUUUCACUUUUGUACUUAAAAGUUUUUUCAGACAUAUCUCAUUUUAUAUUAUACCGACAGGUAUUAGCCAAAUAUUGAAUCUGAGGUAGUAAUAUAAUUCUACUCGCCUUAUUGAUAACACCUAUUUAGUAAUGUAUUGUAGUUGUUAAGGGUUUAUCGAUGAGCCGAUAGUAGAGAGCCGGUCACGUGUACUGUGGAAUGGACCACGUUAUGCCAAUUUUUACACUUAAAUGCUCAUAAAACGCAGUACACACAAGUGCUUUAAAAACUAAUUCAUUGUUAAUGGUAUUUUUAAAUAUUGGUGUGAAGGAAAUGUCUAUGGUUAACGUCUGCGAUUUGUCUUUGGUCAGCUGGCAUUAUUUUUUUUUUGACCUGAAUUAAUUUUUUAAAUCGUUUGGGUUAUCUUUAUUUGUCGAAACAUAAUAAAAUAUGCGAGGAAUGGUAUUUGCUCUAUUCACGUAAUAACUUUUCUUUGUCGUUUGGCACAAAACCAAACAAUAUUGUGAAGUUACUAAAUUCUAUUACAAAGUGGGCAGAUACAAGUAUAAUUACGCUUAUAGCAGCAAUAUUUUAAGAUGUUCACGUUGGUGUAGAGCUUGUGACGUAUUUUGAUGGGAUGUAGGUUCUAUAUAAUAUAACCGUUGUUCGAAAAGGUUUGAUAUAUAAUGUGUACUCGCCUUCUUAAAAACAACGUUUUGAAAUUAUUUCAUAAUGUUUAUUAUAUAUAAAUUGGUAUAAUACAACUGGCAACACAACGGGCGCUAGUGACCUAGGGUAUUAUUUUGUAAAUAUUUUAAUCUGUCCCCAUAGCAUAAAACCAAUUUAAAUCUAUAUCGGGUCUUCUGACUGCAGUCAUCACUGUAUCUCAUAGGUAUUUAAUUAUUUUUAUUAGUUUUAAUUUUUGAUGUCAUGUAUGUGUCUAACUUUCAUUUAACUCGGCGUCGUUUACACCGUGCAUGCAACACUCUAAAUCAAUGGCCCCGAUGCGUCAAUCCGAUUUAUAUUUUUUUACAUUUGACUGUACUUAGUUUAAUUCUGUUUUAGCACAACCGUUUUUACUUCAAACAUUUUUACGCCAUGACAGAAAUAAGUUUUUGUUUUUUCGGUUUUCUGCUCCUUAGCGCUUUACCAAAUACUAAGCAUUUCUUUUGAUGACUGGCAACAUUGCUGAUCUGUCAAAAUCAAACAUUGUUUGUAAUGUUCUCGGGUCUAAUUAAUAUAGACCUCUGCUUAAUAUAUCAUAUAUAGGUUUAAAUUUCGGUCAGGGUUUAAAAUAAAUUCUAAUAUCAGAAAGAACAUUACAAUAGCGAAUAAAUAACAGAUCUCCACGACAUUUUGCGAUCCUCAAAGUGUUGCAAUCGUCUAUUGAUAAGUCUAGGUUAUAAAUAGAUUACUAAAUAUUAUUGAUAGACAUAUAUGUAUCUUUGAAAUGAUAACUCAAGCCAUAAUAAUAUAUUUUGGUAUAAGAAGAUGAAAAGUUAAAAUUCUUAGUGGUAUGUGAGUUGGGUUGACGUUUCUUUCGAUGGAUUUGGUAGAUGAGCUUUCAUAAGUCCACCCAGCUUGUUGGGCUGGAGUUGGUUUAAUAUUGGAGCGAUACAAAAUAAACGUACAUCAUUAGGAACUACGAUACCUGUGAUGCCGGAAUUUCUGUAAAAUCACAACAUAAACGUGUACGAGAUGUUUAAACAAAGCUUUUAUUAAACUAACGACAGCUCAGAUUGAAUUAUUUGUAUAAGAAUUUCUAUGGACGCAGAUGAAAUCAGUUAUAUGUGAACAGAAUAAAACUUUAUAGUAUAUUUUUAUUUCAUUACAUGUAAUAAACUUACGUUAUUUUUAAACUA
Molecule: messenger RNA, 2994 nt
Organism: Danaus plexippus (monarch butterfly)
Lineage: Eukaryota; Metazoa; Arthropoda; Insecta; Lepidoptera; Nymphalidae
Gene: UbcE2H
Product: ubiquitin-conjugating enzyme E2 H
Exons: 5
Coding region: 138-707 (189 amino acids)
Biological process (GO): ubiquitin-dependent protein catabolic process; protein polyubiquitination
Cellular component (GO): nucleus
Molecular function (GO): ubiquitin conjugating enzyme activity
Source: RefSeq, a predicted model, not a curated record